CGAGGAACCAGUACACUAUUGCAUCACUAUAUUCUCUGUGUGGGAGAAAGACAGGAAAGAGUUGUGGAUGGUUGAUCUGCAUGCGUUUCCUGUCUGGUUUGUGCACAUUCGGGUGUGGUCUGUUGUGUAAUGCAUUGCGUUGUGUUGUUGUGUUGUUGUGGUCGUGAGAGUGUUCAGUGGGCUGUAGUGAAGAGCAGGUAUAGGAGGGGCUCUAUCUGCAGUGCUGUUUCUGUAUGUAGUGAGGAGGUUCUGGAAUUCAUUAAGAAUGCAGAUUUGUUUUUAUCUGCUGCUUGUGCUCCACAUUGCUGAAGGCUGCACUCUGGAAAACAGCAGAACAACAUUGCCAAUCACAGCUCAUACAGGAGGAUCAGUACUGCUGCCCUGCUACUGCACUGACCUACACACCAAACCUGAGACAUUCACCUGGAACAAAUACAACACAAGCACAUGGGAAAUCAUAUACAAUAAUAGUGGUCGGUACAAAGACAGAAUUCAGCUGGUUAAUGGUCACUCUCCAGGAAAUCUCUCUCUACUCAUAUCACAACUGACCAAAGAGGAUGGAGGAGACUACCAGUGUAACGUUAAAAACAGUGAAUACAUAUAUUUUAGGCUGAUCACUGUUGAAGACAAGUCAAGACAAGGGUCCCCAACUAAAGCGACUGAAACUUCUACUCCAGUGGUCUACAGCAGAGCUGAACCUUCUACAAUGAUGCCUUUUCAAAAUGAUCCACCCGACCCAGACACCCAAACAAAUACAUACUCUGAUUUCUUUAUUUAUGGUGCUGUGGGGGGUUUGCUGCUUUUGAUGCUAAUCGGAGGGGUCAUCUGCUGGAGACACAGAGCUAAGAGACGAGAGCAGAUGGACAAUCAUGAGGGCAAAACAGAACAGAGGACAGAUCAGGAUACACAGGAUUGCUCUGAGGUGCUGUACUGCACUAUACCAUCAGAGCCUACUGAUAAAGCAGAUAAGAAACAGAACGAUUCAGAGGUGAUGUACGCGAGUGUUAAUCUGCAAAGCAAACGCAAAAAAGCUCAAGAAAAGGAUGAUGUGACGUACUCUACUAUAGACCACAGCAAAGCAUCCACACCAGCACAUAAACUGAUGGACACUGGAGAAACUACUGAAUAUGCCAGCAUCAAACUGAAUUAGCAUCAAACAAAAUUAAUAGCAUCAUUCACUGCAUGGUCAAAAUUAUGUGGACACCUGAACAUUGCUCUUCAGUUUUGACUAUUUUGUUCUCUCCCAUUCAAAGAGGUAGGAUACUGGUUUCUAUGACUGGAAAUAACUACCCAUCGGUGUUGCGAAGAUGGCUGCAGAGUGAACAGACUUUCCUAUAAGGGUUCUGGCUAUUUCCACUUUAUUUUUUGUAACUGUUAGCAAUGGGUGUGGUUGAAAUUUCAUUUCAACUGCAAUUAAUGUCCACAUACUUUUAGCCAUGUAAUGCAUACACACACACACACACACACACACACAUACACACACAGUGAAACACAAACACCCAUACUAACAAUCCUAGUUGCUAAUCAGAAACAUUUAUUGUAUGCUAACCAGCUAACUGCAUUUUUGUUGUGCAGUCAGCCUACAGCUAAAAUUCUGUCGACUAUGUGCAAGCAGUAUUUUGCUCUAUGGUAUAAAUGUAUAAAUCUGUAAAGUAAA
Molecule: messenger RNA, 1657 nt
Organism: Colossoma macropomum (tambaqui)
Lineage: Eukaryota; Metazoa; Chordata; Actinopteri; Characiformes; Serrasalmidae
Exons: 8
Coding region: 266-1150 (294 amino acids)
Biological process (GO): immune response; positive regulation of ERK1 and ERK2 cascade; T cell activation
Cellular component (GO): membrane raft; external side of plasma membrane
Molecular function (GO): protein tyrosine kinase binding; MHC class II protein binding
Source: RefSeq, a predicted model, not a curated record